Messenger RNA from Rhizopus microsporus ATCC 52813, 3385 nucleotides. Its product is annotated as GDPD-domain-containing protein. Gene Ontology annotation, molecular function: glycerophosphocholine phosphodiesterase activity; protein binding. Bases 32 to 3265 code for a protein of 1077 amino acids. The transcript has 6 exons. Gene Ontology annotation, biological process: glycerophospholipid catabolic process. The record is from RefSeq and is a predicted model, not a curated record. Lineage: Eukaryota; Fungi; Mucoromycota; Mucoromycetes; Mucorales; Rhizopodaceae.
CUCUUUUCUUUUUACUUUCAAAGGCACAAAGAUGAAGUUUGGAAAGACACUGUUGAAUAACCAAAUUCCUGAAUGGUCAAGGAAUUAUAUUUCUUAUAAAGCAUUAAAGAAAGAGAUCAAGGCUGCGUCAAGUCAACUACCUCCUCCAGAAGAAUCCAUUACAGCCGUAUUCUUCAAACUAGACAGAGAGCUAGAAAAGGUCAACACAUUCUUUGUUUAUAAGCAAAACUUAAUUGAUCGCCGCCUUUGGAUUCUUGAUGAAAAGUACGAUAAACAUAGAAAAGAUGAAUCAGAUGAGCUUUCUCGAGCCUUGAAGGAGACACGCUCACAAAUGAACAAACUGUUGUGGUUUGCAGAGAUGAACUCGAAAGGAUUCAGGAAAAUACUUAAAAAAUUGGACAAAAAAUUAGGUUUGGAAACACAAGCAAUCUAUUGGGAAACAAAGGUUGCCGUCCUUCCAUUCGCAACGCCUGUUCAUUUGAAGGGUAGUAUCGAAAAGUUGAAUGAUUGGAUCAAUAAUCUCUCUUGUCUCGAACAGCCCUCUACCAGCACGAGUUCAACCCUCAAACUGGCUCGUUUUAAAUCAAAUAAUGAAGAUAUUUCAUUGACUAUUCAAAAUGACAGCGUUUCUGACCUGCAAAAGUUGCUAAAGAAAGGAACAGAGAUUGAUGAAACACUAUUAGACCUUGCCGUAGAACAUCAAUCAAUCCAGUGUCUCGAAUUUUUGAAAACAAAACUUGGCCUCAGCCUGUUGAACCACAAGGACUUGAAUGAGCGCAACUUACUACACCGUGUCUGCAUCAGGCCAUCUUCAUCACUUGAUAUUGUCGAAUCUUUGCUUUCUUUAGAACCAGAGCUAUCCAUGCAAAAGGACUUUGCCGGUAGACGUCCUCUGCAUUAUGCUGCGGAAUCAAAUCAUGCUCAGCUUGUGAACAUGCUUCUUAACCACGCGAUCAAGCAUGGGUAUUAUACUAUCAAUACUGGAUUUGCCGAUCAAACCUGGCAGGACCGUGAAGGUUUCACUCCCUUGUUUUACGGUAUUCUACACGGAAGUACGGAUGCUGUAAAGGAAAUGCUUGAAGUAGGCGACAUCACAGAUAUUGAUGAAUUGAUUGCCUCUGGACAAAAAUCACCUCCUAUCGAAACUGACGAGCAAAACGAAUUCUUGCCUGACUUUGCUCGUUCGUUACACCAUCCUUCUUCUGUUGCUCUCGCAUGCAAGCUUGGUAAUCUCGACUUACUCAAGCUUUUGAUCAGCAAAGGCGCUUCAUCUAAUCUAGCUGAUGAGGACGGAGAAACCCCCUUAUUGUUUGCUAUUCGAAGUCAUUUUGUCGAAGGCGUCAAGGUCUUAAUCGACCAAGGUUGUGUCAAUGUCAACUUGCCUGAAAAGAUCAAUGGUUGGACUCCUCUGAUGGUCGCAGCUAUCGAAGGGUACAAAGAUAUUACAGAGAUACUACUUGCAGCAAAUGCAGAUAAAGAUGCAAUUGAUAAUAACGAAUGGACCGCUUCAGAUCACGCCGUCUUUCGUGGUUUCUUGGACAUUGGGAAACUAGCCAAACCAACGAACCCAACACGCUACGUGAAACCUACUGUCAACGCGCGUCUUUCAGGCGAGAAAAGUCCUCCAAGAAGGACAUCUAAAGCUGUAGCCAGAGCAAGUCGUGUGUAUGGCCACAAGUAUCUCACGGACCAAUGCAUGAUCAUUAUUACCUUGGGAUCCAACGACGUGCGCAACUCACUCUGUAGUAAGUUUAUUGAACUGAGCAAGUCGUUCCUUGGUGAAGACCAGCACCGAAGACUGUCUCUGUCUGUCUCUGCUACAAACGCUUCUGGUGAAUUUCCAAUCAUUGACUUACCCACGGAUGAUUUUCACAGUCAUUGGCCAGAACCUAUAGUCCUCUUUGCUACUAGACCGGAAGAGGUCAUCCUGCGAUUUGACCUCAUCGAUACCUUUAGCUCGUCACGUAAUAGCAGUAUCUUGGCUCGCGGCACCUCCGUUCUUGCAGCGGACUUUAUCUUCAAUAACUCCAAAGGUUUUCAAAAUCAGACCGAAAGAGGUUCACUGCGUGGCCGUCUGACAGUACCUUUGGUACAAGCCAAAGACCUUGAGUACGUCGGCACGUUGGGAUUCGAGUAUUUUGUUAUUACACCAUUUAAACACAAGAACAUGCGUAUUGGUGAUCGCUACACUUACUACAAGUCGGUAGAUACUCAAGUCAUCGGACAUCGUGGUUCUGGAAUGAACCGAAAGGGAUCACGACUUCAAGUAGGUGAAAACACAGUACUCGCGUUUGUGACAGCUGCCUCGCUUGGCGCAGAAUAUGUUGAAUUUGAUGUUCAAUUAACAAAAGACUUGGUUCCUGUUGUCUAUCAUGACUUUACCGUAACAGAGACAGGUUACGAUAUUCCUUUAAACUCCAUCACCUUAGAGCAAUUCCUAAACCUGAGAAGAUCCGGUCAGAUCAAGGAGUACCAUACAGGUAUCAAAGAAGGUGCUCAUGGCACAGUCAUCUCUACUCAGCGUAUGAGCGGAUCUGUAGAUGACUUUGCAGACUUUUCCUCUCCUAUUCCUCAUACGGGUCGUAUCAACCGAUCUUUUUCGUUCACAGGAACGAGUUCCAAUACAAGCAGUCCUAAACGACACAGCCCCAUCGAUCAAACGCGCUUUUCAAAGUCUGGUAAAAUGAAGGGUAAUGGCCCAGAGACGAUUCAAGCACCCUUUACCACCCUUGCCGAGACACUGAGAAGCGUUCCCAAAUCGGCAGGCUUUAACAUUGAAGUCAAAUACCCCAUGGUGGAUGAAGCCGAGCAAGACGAGUUGAACCAAUUCCAGGAAAUCAACAUAUACGUCGACACCAUUCUUGAGUGCGUCUAUGAUAACGUGGAGGAGGAUCGCCAUAUCAUUUUUUCCUCUUUCCAUCCUGAAAUUUGCCUUGCAUUGAAUCUGAAGCAGCCCAACUACCCUGUUUUCUUCUUAACAGAUGCAGGCACUCUACCAAUGGCUGACGUUCGUUGUAACUCGCUACAGGAAGCUGUACGAUUUGCCAAACAAGCAGAUCUUUUAGGCAUUGUGGCUGCAAGCCAACCUAUUCUGGAAGCGCCCAAGAUGGUUCAAGUGAUCAAAGAAACAGGUCUACUUUUGUUCACAUAUGGUGUUCUCAAUAAUGAAGUAGAAAAUGCGAUUGCUCAAAAAUGCUACGGUGUUGAUGCUGUUAUUGUUGACUCUGUGCUUGCCAUUAGAAAAGGAUUAAGAGGAACAGAUUAAGACGUAAACUUUAGAGAAAUGUCAAAUGCGCAUACAAUACAUGCAAUAUAAAAAUAAAGAGGUUUCUUACUCAAUCUUUUUGUUGAAUGAAAAUAUGGCUUUAUAAAACCUUUAGGAUAA